Coccomyxa subellipsoidea C-169 is the source of this 1215-nucleotide messenger RNA. RefSeq lists its product as hypothetical. The coding region runs from base 117 to 1049 and encodes 310 amino acids. Lineage: Eukaryota; Viridiplantae; Chlorophyta; Trebouxiophyceae; Coccomyxaceae. Gene Ontology annotation, cellular component: cytoplasmic exosome (RNase complex); nuclear exosome (RNase complex). Gene Ontology annotation, molecular function: RNA binding. Gene Ontology annotation, biological process: exonucleolytic trimming to generate mature 3'-end of 5.8S rRNA from tricistronic rRNA transcript (SSU-rRNA, 5.8S rRNA, LSU-rRNA); TRAMP-dependent tRNA surveillance pathway; nuclear polyadenylation-dependent rRNA catabolic process. The transcript is spliced from 9 exons. The record is from RefSeq and is a predicted model, not a curated record.
GUGAUCAAAGAUUAGGAUAUAAAACACACUUUCUCGAUCAGAUUCCGGCCACACUCUUUUGAGAUCACAUUCUUGCUUUGUUCUUUCAGAAGACGAUCCUUCGCAGUGAGGAACCCAUGAUGGCGAGAGAGAUAAGUAUACCAAGCGAAGAUGAGUUUGACAUCCUCACUGUGGCAGAAGCCGCCCUUCGAGACGUCCCGAGUGCCCUGCCUGAUAUAGUAUGUGUGGGCGACACAAUAGAUACUGAUAUGCAAGAAGGAUUUUUAAGGGGCCACGGAACGCAAGUGGUAGACAGCAAAUUGGUAGCAACUGUCUGUGGGCUUGUGGAGCGCGUCAAUAAGCUUGUUUCUGUCCGGCCACUGCAGCAAAGGUACUCGGCGGCACUGGGUGACAUUGUGAUCGGCCGGGUUGCAGAGGUAGCAGGGAAACGAUGGAAGAUAGAUCUCAAUGCUAGGCAGGACGUGGCUCUGCAGCUGUCCUCUGUGGAUCUGCCAGGCGGUGCUCAGCGACGGCGCACAGCAGAGGAUGAGAUCAACAUGCGCAGCAUUUUUCAGGAGGGCGAUCUGAUAAGCGCAGAAGUCCAGUCUUUACAUGCAGACGGCUCCAUUGCGCUCCACACACGCAGCACAAAGUAUGGCAAGUUGAGCGGAGGUCAAGUUGUGACGGUGUCGCCUAACUUGAUCAAGCGACAGAAGCAGCACUUCAAUGUUCUCGCCAGUCUAGGGGUGGAGAUCAUUCUGGGGUGCAAUGGCAUGAUAUGGGUGGCACCCCAGGCAGAAGGUAGCGAGAAUGGUCAUGCUGCAGGCAGCGAGCAGCAGUCAAUACCCAACAGGACAGUCCCCCCUCAGCAGCGAAAAGCAGUGUGCCAGGUUGCCAAUGCCGUGCGCUUGCUUGCCCUGCUGAACAUGCUCAUAUUCCCGAGCAGCAUCCUCAAUGUGUGCAAGGUCAGCAGCGAUGUCGGCGUGGAUGCAGAUAGGAUGCUGCAUCCAGACUUUAUCCCAACAUUCCUGCAAGAUGAAGCUAACAGGAGGUUGCAAGAGUCCCUGUGAAAAGUGAUUCAGAGAAAAGCAGUUGCUGGGAAGUAUGAAAUGCCUUAUCAUUGGGUUCUCCUUUGCAUUCACAGUCUUGGCGUCAUCAUGCUCCUGUGGUCUUGCCUUGUCGUCUGGGUUUAGACAGUGAUAAUGCACACAGUACAUGAAAUCAAAUAGUAACGAU